Messenger RNA from Leishmania braziliensis MHOM/BR/75/M2904, 774 nucleotides. RefSeq lists its product as hypothetical. Lineage: Eukaryota; Euglenozoa; Kinetoplastea; Trypanosomatida; Trypanosomatidae. The transcript has a single exon. The record is from RefSeq and is a predicted model, not a curated record. The coding region runs from base 1 to 774 and encodes 257 amino acids.
AUGUUCACUCUAUUGUGUUGUGCAGAUUUGGUGGGCGAUAAGGUGAAUCUCGAAAUCACCCUAGACGCCUUUCCGGCAACGGUGCAGCGCCUGGAGGCUGACAUUGUUCGCAUUUUUAAUCGCGAAGUGGAGCAAUUGUCUGCACUGCAGAAUAGCACAAGUGUGACGGAACCCUUUCAAGUAAUGAGUAUCUUCAUCUACGAUGAUGUGCUGCUACGCUGGACAAAGCUCAAAUCAGUGGCACAGCUUCACGAGUACGACCAGUUGUAUGUCUUCCAACCACAAACGCAAUGGCACGUCGACGUGCAGAAAGACUUGCCACCCCCACGACCACCAGUGCGCAGUCGAGCAUCCUCCCUCAUCGAGACCUCAGCGGUGUUUACUUCGCUGCACGGCAAACCCAGUGCGUCUUCUACGUGGCCAAGUAGCGGUGCGAACGCGCAAGUUUCUGCAGCUGCAGCUGUCGACACUCCACACCCACCUGUUUCGGCACGCUCACCGUUGCGAGCACAGUUAGAGGAGCAUCGCCGCGAGGAGGAGCGACUGGCGCACCGUUUGUCGACCGUUCGGAGUGAGCGGGAGCGUCUAGAGCGUGAGGCGCAGCGGGAGGAGGAAGAUGAACGUCGCCGGCGCGCUGUUGAAACGGAUCGCUUGCUGAAGCGCAAGGAAGAAGAGAUCUGGUCUCAGCGGAGCGCAUUAGCGAGAGCGGAGGCGGAGUUCCGACAGUUUCUGGCGGAAAAGCAGCGAUUGAUGGGCCAUUCCCCAACACUUUGA